AUGUUCUGCAGUAAAAAGAAACCACUUGAAGUGAAGCGGAUAGUAAAAGCCAAUGACCGUGAAUACAAUGAAAAGUUCCAGUACGCAGAUAAUCGUAUCCACACAUCCAAGUACAACAUUCUCACCUUUCUGCCAAUUAAUUUAUUUGAACAAUUCCAAAGAGUGGCAAAUGCCUAUUUCCUUUUUCUUCUGAUUUUACAGCUGAUUCCAGAAAUUUCCUCCUUGACCUGGUUUACCACCAUUGUGCCGUUGGUCCUGGUGAUAACUAUGACAGCUGUCAAAGAUGCUACAGAUGAUUAUUUUCGCUACAAGAGUGAUAAACAAGUGAAUAAUCGGCAAUCUGAAGUGCUCAUCGACAGCAAAUUGCAGAUUGAAAAAUGGAUGAAUGUCAAAGUGGGAGACAUCAUUAAAUUGGAAAAUAACCAAUUUGUUGCUGCUGAUCUGCUUCUCCUAUCAAGUAGUGAGCCAUAUGGCCUUUGCUAUAUUGAAACUGCUGAGCUUGAUGGGGAAACGAACCUUAAAGUUCGCCAUGCACUAUCAGUUACCUCAGAACUUGGAGAAGAUAUUAGGAGACUUGCAAACUUUGAUGGUCCUGACACUAAACUAAUGCAGAACAGUGGUAAGACAAAGUUUAAAAGGACAAGCAUUGAUAGAUUGAUGAAUACUCUAGUAUUAUGGAUAUUUGGGUUUCUCAUAUGCUUGGGAAUUAUUCUUGCCAUAGGAAAUUCAAUCUGGGAGAACCAAGUUGGGACCCAAUUCAGAAGUUUCCUUUUCUGGAAUAAAGAAGAGAAGAAUUUGGUGUUUUCAGGAUUUUUAACAUUCUGGUCCUAUAUUAUUAUUCUCAAUACAGUUGUACCCAUUUCAUUAUAUGUGAGUGUGGAAGUAAUUCGUCUGGGACACAGUUACUUUAUAAACUGGGACCAGAAGAUGUAUUACUCUCAGAAAGCAACACCUGCUGCAGCUCGAACAACCACGCUCAACGAGGAGCUGGGCCAGAUUGAAUAUGUCUUCUCUGACAAAACGGGCACCCUCACUCAGAACAUCAUGACUUUUAAAAAAUGUUCCAUUAAUGGGAGAAUCUACGGUGAAGAACAUGAUGACCUGGGUCAGAAGACAGACAUAACUAAGAAAAAAAAGCCUGUGGAUUUCUCAGUCAACCCCCAAGUAGAUAAAACAUUUCAGUUUUUUGACCACUCUCUGAUGGAAUCCAUUAAACUGGGCGAUUCCAAAGUGCAUGAAUUCCUGCGGCUACUUGCUCUCUGCCACACUGUGAUGUCAGAGGAAAACAGUGCAGGACAGCUGAUUUAUCAAGUUCAAUCACCUGAUGAAGGGGCUCUAGUGACUGCUGCAAGAAAUUUUGGUUUUAUUUUUAAGUCUCGGACCCCAGAGACAAUAACAAUAGAAGAAUUGGGAACACUAGUUACUUACCAAUUACUUGCCUUUUUGGAUUUCAACAAUGUCAGGAAAAGGAUGUCUGUCAUAGUUAGGAACCCAGAAGGACAGAUAAAGCUUUAUUCCAAAGGAGCAGACACGAUUUUGUUUGAAAAACUUCAUCUGUCCAACGAAGACCUUCUGGCAUUGACGUCAGACCAUAUCAGUGAAUUUGCAGGGGAAGGUCUUCGAACCCUGGCCAUUGCAUACAGAGAUCUGGAUGAUAAGUACUUUAACGAGUGGAAUAAGAUGCUUGAAGAUGCAAAUGCUGCCACUGAUGAGAGGGAGGAACGGAUAGCUGGGCUGUAUGAAGAAAUUGAACGGGAUUUGAUGCUUCUAGGUGCCACUGCUGUAGAAGACAAGUUACAAGAGGGUGUUAUUGAAACGGUUUUAAGUUUAUCACUAGCCAAUAUUAAGAUCUGGGUCCUAACAGGAGACAAACAAGAAACUGCCAUCAACAUUGGCUAUGCCUGCAACAUGCUGACUGAUGAUAUGAAUGAAGUGUUCAUUAUAGCAGGGAACACGGCAAUGGAAGUCAGAGAAGAACUCAGGAAAGCAAAGGAAAAUUUAUUUGGACAAAACAGAAGUUCUUCCAAUGGCCAUAUAGUGCCUGAAAAAAAGCAGCAGCUGGAGUUGGACUCAAUUGUAGAAGAAACCGUAACAGGAGAUUACGCCUUAGUCAUAAAUGGCCACAGUUUGGCUCAUGCCCUAGAAAGUGAUGUCAAGAAUGAUCUCCUAGAACUUGCCUGCCUGUGUAAGACUGUGGUGUGCUGCCGAGUCACACCACUCCAGAAAGCCCAGGUAGUAGAGCUGGUGAAGAAACACAGAAAUGCUGUCACUUUGGCCAUAGGCGAUGGAGCUAAUGACGUCAGCAUGAUCAAAUGCGCUCACAUUGGCAUCGGAAUCAGUGGCCAGGAGGGACUGCAGGCAGUGUUAGCCAGUGACUAUUCAUUUGCACAGUUUCGAUACCUCCAAAGGCUUCUCCUCGUUCAUGGAAGGUGGUCCUAUUUCCGGAUGUGCAAAUUCUUAUGCUACUUCUUCUAUAAGAAUUUUGCAUUCACACUUGUGCAUUUCUGGUUUGGUUUCUUCUGUGGCUUCUCAGCCCAGACUGUCUAUGACCAGUGGUUCAUCACCCUAUUUAACAUUGUCUACACAUCACUUCCUGUUUUAGCCAUGGGGAUUUUUGACCAGGAUGUAAGUGACCGGAACAGCAUGGACUUUCCCCAGCUCUACAAACCUGGACAGCUGAAUCUACUUUUUAACAAGCGUAGAUUUUUCAUCUGCAUGGCACAUGGAAUCUACACCUCCUUAGCCCUUUUCUUCAUCCCUUAUGGGGCCUUUUACAGAGAUACUGGAGAAGAUGGGCAGCAUGUUGCCGACUACCAGUCUUUUGCAGUUACCAUGGCCACGUCUUUGGUCAUUGUGGUCAGCGUGCAGAUUGCCUUGGAUACCAGUUACUGGACGGUCAUUAAUCACGUCUUCAUCUGGGGCAGCGUUGCCACUUACUUCUCCAUUUUAUUUACAAUGCAUAGUAAUGUCAUGUUUGGUGUCUUCCCAAACCAGUUUCCAUUUGUUGGAAAUGCACGAAAUUCCUUGACCCAGAAGUGCAUCUGGCUUGUCAUUCUUCUAACGACAGUAGUUUCAGUUAUGCCUGUGCUGGCGUUCAGAUUUUUGAAGGUGGAUUUAUUCCCGACCCUGAGUGACCAGAUCCGCCAGCGGCAGAAGGCUCAAAGGAAGGCACGGCCUCUGCAUAGCCGAAGGCCUCAGACUCGUAGAUCAAGCUCAAGAAGAUCUGGAUAUGCUUUUGCUCACCAAGAGGGCUACGGAGAGCUUAUCACAUCUGGAAAAAAUAUGCGAGCUAAAAAUCCACCCCCAACAUCAGGGUUGGAAAAGACACUGAGUAAUAGCACUAGCUGGAUUGAAAAUUUCUGUAAGAAAACCACAGACACAAUGAGCAGCUUUAACCAGAAUAAAACAGUGAAACUGUGA
Pipistrellus nathusii (Nathusius's pipistrelle) is the source of this 3420-nucleotide messenger RNA. NCBI's taxonomy places the organism in Eukaryota, Metazoa, Chordata, Mammalia, Chiroptera, Vespertilionidae. The record is from the annotation of a GenBank genome assembly.